Molecule: messenger RNA, 1320 nt
Organism: Coprinopsis cinerea okayama7#130
Lineage: Eukaryota; Fungi; Basidiomycota; Agaricomycetes; Agaricales; Psathyrellaceae
Product: poly(A) polymerase Cid14
Exons: 2
Coding region: 1-1320 (439 amino acids)
Biological process (GO): RNA 3'-end processing
Cellular component (GO): TRAMP complex; nucleolus
Molecular function (GO): poly(A) RNA polymerase activity; mRNA binding
Source: RefSeq, a predicted model, not a curated record
AUGUCGCGCGACCGCUUGGGGUUCAUGCUCCGAGAGAAUAUUGUUGAGGGAAGGCCCUCACGAAUGGAUGCCUACAGUGAUUACACCGGGUUUUCGAUUCCUCCCUGUGGGGAGUACGCCCCAAAAGCUGGCAGUAUCAGCGUACCGCCAUGGAUGCCUGCUAUAACCGGUGUAGGGAACUUUCAGAGACUAUCCCUGCAUCGUGAAAUUGAACAUUUCACAGCGUACAUAAGGCCAACUGACAAGGAGCUCGCGCUUCGGAGGGAUUUGGUCUCUCGUUUCGUCAAACUGGUCGAUAAAUUGGAUCCAGACGCCACUGUCCGGGUGCUUGGUUCCACUGCCAGCGGCCUUCACUACCCUACCUCCGACAUUGACAUGACUAUCACCUUUCGGGGUGUUAGUAAAUCUUCAUCGCGCUCCUCCUCCACUCGAACCCGGCUAUCCACCUUGGAACAUAAGAUCCAGUCGUCGGGCUUUGCGAGCAGGAUUGAUUCAAUCCUGAAUGCUGCGGUCCCGUUGCUUAGGAUAACGGACGCGAUGACAGGGUUGGAGAUUGACCUUACGGCGUCGGACGAGCGCGGGGUUAAGGGGACCAAGAUGGUGCUGGCCUGGACUAAUUCCGACAACUGGACCGUCAUUGAAAGCUUGGUCGCGGUCUUGAAGCUGUUCUUGUCGACGAGGAGGCUGGGUACGCCCUAUACGGGUGGGAUCAAUUCGUACCUGUUGGUGUGGAUGGUGGUUGCGUGGGUUCACCUCGAGUUGCCGAGGUUGUACAAGGGAAAGUGGAGAAAAGGGUAUUUACAUGAGUUUGACGACGUAGGCCCUGUAGCGGGGCCUUCUUCCUUCCCUUCGUCACCGAGGGCCGACGAGAGCGAGCCUAUUGAUCUAGGUGUUGCGCUCAGAGCGUUCUUCAAGUUCUAUGGCGAAGAUUUGGAUACCACGACGGCAUGCAUACGGUUCACUCCCACGGGCGUUACAUACGGCGUCAAGUCGUUCUCCUCCUCUCGCCGUGCGCACCAGCGCUACCUACUUUCCAUAACCGAUCCAGCAGACGACGACGUCGAUUUAGGUUCGAAGGCAUAUGCGUUUAAGCAUGUGCAGGCGAGCUUUCGGGAGGCUUAUCGUACCCUCGAGGCAUUGGAGGAUGGAACGGCUGAUAGGACGGAGUUGGUGAAGGCUAGGAUGCAGGGUACAUUGGGUUGCGUCUUGGGCGGUGAUUACGCGUACCUUGCUGAGAAGAGGAAGAGAAUCGUGGAUAGGUGGCGCAGAAAUAGAAAGACUGCCAUGAGUCAGGAUGCCGUAUCAUACAGCCACCGUUAG